Molecule: messenger RNA, 1730 nt
Organism: Diatraea saccharalis (sugarcane borer)
Lineage: Eukaryota; Metazoa; Arthropoda; Insecta; Lepidoptera; Crambidae
Source: the annotation of a GenBank genome assembly
AGACAAAAAAUACUCUUUGCAAAUGUUAUUGUUGUGUUUGUUUGUCAUUCAAAUGAUUUAAAAAUUAGUCUUCAAAGUGUACCGCAACGCAGUAAAAAAUAUAGUUUUUGAUGAUGAAUGGCUUCAUUGCUGUUCAUUGUGGUAAAGCAUUAUCAUUGUGUUCUGAAAUUGAAUUUUGUGAUCUUCAUAAUGUCACUUAUAAUUUGUUUAAGGUGCUGGUUAUCACAGCGAAGCGUUGAAGAAAGACUAUCAAAAAAUAUGUUAUUUGGCUUGUAGAAAGGCAGUAGAGGCAUUAAAAAAUGGUGGCAAUGCUGUUGAUGCUGUUGAACAAGCUAUUAUAGAAUUGGAAAAUAGUCCACUGACCAAUGCUGGUUAUGGAUCUAAUUUGAGUUGGGAUGGAACUGUGGAGUGUGAUGCCUCUAUCAUGAAUGGACAAACUUUGCAUUUCGGAGCUUGCGGAGCAGUCUCCAAUGUUUGGAACCCCAUCAGUUUAGCUAAACAUCUUUGUAUGAAGCAAUGUGAAAACCUUUCACUAGGUCGGGUUCCCCCAUGUAUACUUACGGGACAAGGCGCUAGAUCUUGGGCUGAAAGAAUGGGUCUGGAAAUUGUGGAUGAAAGAAAAAUGAUAUCUGCUCGCGCAUUUCGUAAUUAUAAACACAGCAAAAGAAAAUUAAAACGAUAUUCACUUCAAAAUGAUAUCUCGUUUAGUCCUUUAGAUACCGUUGGUGCUAUAUGUGUAGAUUCUGGUGGAAUGGUAGCCUCGGGAGCCAGUUCUGGUGGCGUCUCUUUAAAACAUGAAGGGAGAGUUGGUCAAGCAGCUUCAUUUGGCAGUGGCGUGUGGGCAGUCAUGAGUAGAGAUGGCAAAAAUCCUUCAGUAGCAUCAUGUACAUCAGGAUGUGGAGAGCAUUUAAUACGAACACAAUUAGCAAAAAAUUCUGCAGAAAGUUUGUUAGAUUCCUCUCCUACCCUAGGACUAGAUAAAUGCUUGAAAGAAAAUUUUUUGAACUCUCCAUUUCUUUGGGAUGUCAGUGAAAGACUAGGUGGAACACUGGCACUGCGUUUUGACCCAGAUAAUGGUGAAGGUGAACUUCUUUGGGGUCAUACAACCAAAACUAUGUGUAUAGGAUACAUGUCCACAGAAAACGAAAGACCAAAGGUAAGGCCAGACACGUUUUAUUUUGUAUUCUUUAUGUCUCUACCCUUUUCUGUUUAUAAUGUUUAUAUAAUUUCAGUGUAUUCUAUCAUAUCUACCUACGAAAGUGGAACCAGGACAAAAAGCUGUGGUUUCUGGGACUCCAUUCAAAGUUCCCAUUCUACCUUGCCCUAUAAUCCACUGGGAAGUAAAGACUGACACAAAUUGUAAUGGAUCUCUUUAAUUCAUGUUUGCAAUAUUUUUUAUGAUAAGAAGUUGAUAUUUUAUGUUUGUAAUGAUUAAUGACUAAUAUGUAUAUUGUAAAUCUUCUCUCAAAGUCAUUUGUUAAGAUCAGUGUUUCUUAACCUCGGGACGCAACCCAAAACCCAAGUGAUUAAUUUAUUAAAACUAAUAUGUAAUCAAAUUAGUCAGUGUCUGGGUCUUCAAAUAUAGGUAUUUAUAUUUUGGGUCUUACGUCAAGAACUGCGGUUUUAAAUCAAUCUACUUAAAAAUUAAUAACGUAAGGUGUUAUUUACUUCUAUGUUACGAAUAAACCCAAUUUCUAUAAAAACAUGCAGUGUCAGUGUAACAUUGUUUA